AUGGUAGCGGAGGACUAUAUGUUGGAGGAGGUCUCUGAAGACGGUGCCGGCAGAGCAGCUUCCUUCAAUCCAAAGCCAGAGUUUGAGGUGAGUUUGGCAGAUUAUGACGAAUGGUGUCGUCCAUGGAAGCUUUCUCUUAUUGUCAAAGUAUUCGGUAAGAAUAUUGGAUUUCGAUCUAUGGACUCGUGGGUUCACCGUUUUUGGUCUAAGAACGGGGAUGUGAAGGUAAUUGAUCUGACUGGAGAGUUCUUCCUGGUGCGCUUUGACAACGAAGGUGACUAUAAACAAGCGCUCUUUGAAGGGUCGUGGCAGGUGGCAGGGCACUACUUGUUAGUACAAAGAUGGAGGCCGUUGUUUCAACCGUCAGAGGAUGCGAUGCAAAAAUUAGCGGUAUGGGUAAGAAUUCCGGAGCUGUCGGUUGAACUCUACACCUAUCACUUCCUAUGGCGGGCAGGUGGAAAGAUCGGAACAAUGUUGAAAAUUGAUCAAACUACUUCUAUACACUCUAGGGGAAAGUUUGCCCGCUUAUGUGUGGAGGUGGAUCUGCAAAACCAGCUUGUCCCAGCUAUAAAAGUUCUCGGAAAGGAGUUUAAGGUAGAGUAUGAAGGUCUCCAUCUUAUCUGCUUUGGUUGUGGUAAGUAUGGGCAUAGAAUUGAUGGUUGCCCAGAAAGUAGGCGACCGGAGAAGGAGAGCAGAGAAGCUACAAUGGAGGGUAGUAAGGUCCUCGGGGAUCCUCGAGAUGCAACAAUGGCGAUUAUUUUGGACAAGUCGAAUUUAAUUGUUCCUUAUCCAUCUCAACUGUCACCUAAUGUGUUGGAACAAAAUCCUGUGGCUCAGGGGAUUUCAAAUUUGAUGGCAAGAGCUGAUUCUUCAGGAGUGUUUGGGCCGUGGAUGUUGGCUAAGAAACCCCAGCGCAGAUUUAAUCGAAGCAACAGUAAUGUUAGGACCUCAAUCCAGACAGGUAACCCAAUUGGGUCAGGUUCACGUUUUCAAUCUUUGGAAUAUGUAGAACAAGAGGAGUCCAAUAUGGAAGCACAUGUUCAUAAAGAAGGUUUUCUAUCAAAUAAGCACUCAGUACAAGCGGAAAAGACUAAGAAGCUAGAGCUGCCCAAACAAACCUCCUCCUCUAAGAGCAGGCUAGCUGGGCCGAAAAGUACUUCUAAAACCCAAGAAGGGAGGAGUUCUCGUGAGAAGGAGGGUGGAGCAAAGAGUACUGAGGAAUCAUUGGUAAAAGGAAAAGAGGUAGUGGAUGGGGUCUCUAAAGUUAACUUGGAGCGAAAAGAUACAGAGUACUGA
Messenger RNA from Arachis duranensis, 1296 nucleotides. RefSeq lists its product as uncharacterized. The record is from RefSeq and is a predicted model, not a curated record. Lineage: Eukaryota; Viridiplantae; Streptophyta; Magnoliopsida; Fabales; Fabaceae. The transcript has a single exon. The coding region runs from base 1 to 1296 and encodes 431 amino acids. Gene Ontology annotation, molecular function: nucleic acid binding; zinc ion binding.